Molecule: messenger RNA, 1986 nt
Organism: Ipomoea triloba (trilobed morning glory)
Lineage: Eukaryota; Viridiplantae; Streptophyta; Magnoliopsida; Solanales; Convolvulaceae
Product: putative late blight resistance protein homolog R1A-10
Exons: 3
Coding region: 1-1986 (661 amino acids)
Biological process (GO): defense response to other organism
Molecular function (GO): ADP binding
Source: RefSeq, a predicted model, not a curated record
AUGGCCUGUGUUGCUCUCAUCUCCCUUAUGCGAACACUUGAGUUGGAGUUCUUAGAGCCCCAUCCACGUGUGGUUCUUCGUAAAACAAAAGAAAUCAAGUCUCUCCUUGAAAAGCUUGCUGUUCUGCAAUCCCUUCUUGAGCAAUCUGAGGAGAAACUGGGUGUUAGCCAGGCGGCGGGUAUGGAGCAUCUGACAGCCAAAGUUAGAGAUAUAGCAUUCAAAGCGGAAGAAGAUAUUGAAUCUCAAGUCAUAGAGAUUGUUUGCGCUGAGAAAAAAUCAAAUCUUCUACUUGCAAAACUACUGUAUGAUAUGUUUCAAUGUGUUGCAGAGAUCGUUUGUGCACGGGAAAAGACAAGUCCUUAUGCAAGACUGUAUGAUAUGUUUCAAAGUGUUGCAGAUGAGAUUGAAGAGUGCAUUAAGAAAUUAGAGUUGGAUACUCCUCUAACUGUCCGUGAGAACAUCAAUCUUGCUGGUUCACCCGACCGCCGACAUACUUUAGAAUUAGAGCCUGAUGAGGAGGAUUUAAUAAUGGUUGGGCGUGCUAAGGAGUUGACCCAGAUUAGGGAGAUGCUCCUUCAACGCUCAUCAUCAUCAUAUCAGGAACAGCGGCAAGUUAUGUCCGUUGUUGGCAUGGGAGGUAUUGGUAAAACAACUUUUGCCACUAGUAUAUAUAAUGAUCCCUCAAUUCAAAAUCAUUUUGACCUUCUUGGUUGGACAACCGUGUCCAAGGAUCAUAGUCUGAGAAAAGUUCUCUGUGAUCUCUGCCGUUCUGUAAUGCAAAUGCCAGAAGAUGAAAUUCUCAUGGCGAGUGACGCUGAUCUUGCAAAAAGACUACGACAGCGUUUAAUUGGACAUAGGUAUCUCAUUGUUGUGGAUGACAUAUGGAGUACUAAGGCCUGGGAUGAUGUGCAAAGAUGUUUUCCAGAAGAUUUGAAUGGGAGUCGGAUAUUGUUGACCACUAGACUCAAAGAGGUAGUGGAUUACACUGGAUCCUCAGGUAAGUAUGUGCUUAACUUGCCUUUUCUAAAUUCAGAUGAAAGCUGGAAAUUGUUUUAUGAAAAGGUGUGUAGUGAGGAGGAGGAAAGGUUGCCUUUAGAGCUGGAAGAAGUUGGGAAACGCAUUGUUCGUAAAUGUAAUGGAUUGCCACUUGCCCUUGUUGUAGUUGCAGGGCUUCUAUCCAAAACCAAUAAGUCACUAGAAAAAUGGGAAAGCAUUGCAUCAAUGAUAAUAAAUCUACAAGUGACUUCAGAUUUUCAUGAGCAAUGCUCAAACAUACUCACUUUCAGCUACAACAACUUGCCUUAUCCCUUAAAAGCUUGUUUUUUAUAUUUUGGAGUUUUUCCGGAAGACAGUGAAAUCUUAAUCAAGGAUCUUAUUAGACUUUGGAUUGCAGAGGGUUUCAUUAAGGUAGACAGUAGCCAAAGAAACUUGGAAGAGCUGGUUGCUAAAGAUUACUUACAAGAUCUAAUUGACAGAAAUCUAGUACUUAUUUGUAAGCAAAGUUGGGGUGGCAAUAUGAAGACAUGUAGAAUACAUGAUUUGCUUUAUGACUUGUGCCUGAGAGAAACUAAAAACCACAUGCUCGUGUCCACUAUCCAAUCAGAUUGUUCUUUAUCAGCAAAUUCUGGUCGUUGUUUCAAGAUGCUGAGGGUACUAGACCUAAGAUCAAUUGCCUUCAAUUAUGUUCCUCAGUUUGACAUAACAGACCUAAUUCUUCUGAGAUACCUAGGUUUGGAUUCCAUAAAAUUUAUCAAGGUAAUAGAACAUCGUUCCAACCUUCAAACUUUAAUUGUGAAUCGCGGGCGUAGUCGCAACAUGGAUGAUGCCGCAAGUGAAUGGUUGCUGGGAAUCUGGAAGUCACAAAAAUUGAGUGCACAGCAGAAUUCUUUUGGAGGACUCCAAAUGUUAAAAGCUUGGGGAUUCGUUGUGGGUUUAAUGAUUGGCAGUGCAUCGGUGUCAAGUGGUGGGAUAAUCUUCAUUAUUUAA